Messenger RNA from Echinostoma caproni, 729 nucleotides. The record is from the annotation of a GenBank genome assembly. NCBI's taxonomy places the organism in Eukaryota, Metazoa, Platyhelminthes, Trematoda, Plagiorchiida, Echinostomatidae.
AUGGAAAGAAGCCAAGGGAGGUUAAAACAAGACCCGGCACGAGGGUAUGAAAACGCUAACCAGGACACUGGUGCCUUUGCCCUGCGGACACUCCGAGAGAGAUGGGCGGUUAUUGUUGCCCAACUCAUAGACUCACUUUAUCGAAAUCGAGUGUUUUUUAGCGAAACACUUGGUGUAAGUAACACUGAAUUAUUCAUCCUAACUGGCGCUAUUGGUCAACUGCGUUAUGAAUUCACGACAAAUAAACCUCUCACACUUCUUCACACAGACCUUAUAAAUCAAGAGGANCUUGAUACAUGGAACCGCAACCUUGAAGCACCAUCAUGGUACAAAUUACCCUGGCUUCUUACGGAAUGUUAUCUUUACCGCCGGAUAAUGGAUUGUGUAGCACUCACGUAUGUCAGGAUUUUUCUAAUGGACCGAAAAAUAUGGCUUGCAAAAGUCACAAUCCUUGGUUCUUACCCUUUUGAAUGCUUUGGAAGACCUGCCUUCCGAUCCCCGGGAGGCGCGGACGGAAUCUCUUUUCGAAACGUUUGUCCAUACCAAUGUGCACUACAAGCAGGAUUUCGACCAGGUCGCCGUUGUAUCGACCAAGGUUUCAUUGUGUCAGGUGCUCGAACUACGCCAUACGUACCGUCGACCAACAUGUACGUGAACAAACUCAGUUUCAGUUUCAGUUUGACCAUGCGCCAGUUUGGGUUGCUUUCCUUUGGCUGCCCAUUUGGAUGA